Messenger RNA from Dicrocoelium dendriticum, 2815 nucleotides. NCBI's taxonomy places the organism in Eukaryota, Metazoa, Platyhelminthes, Trematoda, Plagiorchiida, Dicrocoeliidae. The record is from the annotation of a GenBank genome assembly.
CUUAUUCCGAUGUCACGGUUUUGCGGAUGUGAUAUGUGGUUUGGACUUGUAUCAUUCUUCUGACGACUAUGCAGCUUCGUCAGCAACUUUUGCAGCUAGUGUGAGGACAUAUCUGAAUAUUCUUUCGGAGCACUUCAAGCUGGAGCAUGUCCGAGUCCGAUGUUAAUGAAUGAUCGUAACAUCAAUUUACUUCCGACUGGUGGACCGUCGGCUUCUUUUGAAAAGCUGCGCACAGAAAUAUUACGAUCUGGUCGACUUUAUUGCGACACGUCGUUUCCUGCGGACGAGUCAAGUUUGUACUAUAGUCAAAGACCUCCUUGCCAUAUUGCAUGGAUGCGUCCUGGUGAAAUUUUAGCUACAAAUGACAGUAAUUCUAUGACCGGAACUACUCCACGGAACUCGCUCGCUCCUGAAUUUAUCCGUGAUAACGGAGCCAAUCUUGGUGAAUUGAGGCAGGGAGAAUUAGGAGAUUGCUGGGUGGUCGCUGCUCUAGCUGCUAUCUCUGGCCAGCCCAUUCUGCUUGAGCGAAUCAUACCAGCUGGCCAGUCUUUUCGUCCUGAUUGGUACGCUGGGAUGUUCGCAUUCCGAUUCUGGCGUUUCGGUCGUUGGGAGGAAGUUAUCAUUGAUGAUUUAAUACCCGUUCGUCCUAGUGGGCAGCCGCUUUUCGUGCACUCUGGCCGAUCGACAGAAUUCUGGCCCACACUUUUGGAAAAGGCCUAUGCGAAGUUGAACGGUUCAUAUGAAGCUCUCAAUGUUGGUUUGGUUGGUGAUGCUAUGGAUGACCUAACAGGUGGCUUGACAGAAUCCUAUACCCUUCCUUCUGCUGAAGAGCAAGGGGCUCAGCCUCCGCCAGAUCUCGACGAUAUAUUGAUCAAGGCUUUUGACAGACGUUCGCUCCUUACUGCCCGGAUCAAAACAAAAGGUGCACCUGGUCCCGGAUUCAUCAUUCCCGCCGGUUUUGUUCCAGGCCAAGCUUUCGGCUUGACCGAUUGUCGUAAAUUGCGGCUGACAGACACCGCAGGCAGCCGAUUGGUGCGUCUGGUGCGCCUUCGAAAUUUAUGGCCAUCUGUUCGAGUCGGUUGGUCCGGUGCUUGGUCAGAAUCGUCAUCAGAAUGGCUCAGUCUGCCACCCCAGGAUAGGAUCAAGGUUGGGCUGGUGAAAUCAGAAGAUGAGUUUUGGAUGUCCUUAGAAGAUUUUGUUAGCAACUUCGACUACCUUGAUAUUUGCCAUCUCACUGAGGCUGCUCCUCAGACACCUACUCCAUCCAAUAAUACCCAACCACCACAUGUUUUCCCAUCGUUGAAUCUUCGGGGACGGUGGCUUCGGGGCGUUUCUUGCGGUGGUCGCCCCUACAUUCGCGUUAGUCAUUGGGCAAAUCCACAAUUUCGCCUCGCCAUCAACUCCCCCGAUCCAAACGACCCGGAAGGGCUUGCUUCCGUUGUCAUUGCAUUGAUGCAAGCGGACAGAAGGCGACUACGUCAUCGCGCUCCGAGACUGGCUUCAAUCGGGUUUGUUGUUUAUCGGCUGCCCGCCGGAUCCCAUCCCCCCAUGCCUCGCGGCUUUUUUGACUCCAAUCAUCACAUCGCGAGUGUGGACUACUUUUUCGAUUCGCGGGAAGUGGUCAAACGCCUGCGCCUUUUACCGGACGAGUAUUUGAUUGUGCCUUGUACUUAUUCUGCAGACCAACCGGGUGAUUUUCUUCUCCGCAUUCUAUUCGACCACCCUGACCGGAGCUGUGAACCCGCCUUGGAACGCGUCGAAUUGAGCGGCUUAGCUGCAACUGGACCGGAACCAGACAGCCAGUUUGAUCUUCUGCAGGCUCGAUUACGCAGACUAUUUUACGAAGCUUCUGGUGAAUCAAUGGCUGUAGAUGCUUUCCAACUGGAGCCUAUCCUGAACUGCCUGCUGAGAGAAGAUCGCAGAGCGCCUUACACUAUGGUAAAUAUCGAUACUUGUCGGGCCCUAGUUGCUCUGCUGGAUCGCGAUGGAACCGGUCGUUUAUCGGAAUCAGAUUUCAGGCGAAUUUGGGAAAUUCUGCUCUCUUGGUCCCGUCUUUUUGCUACUUUUGAUCCGCAACGAACAGGUCAUGUGACAAGUUUGGAUUUUCGCAUUAUUGUUGAACAGGCAGGUUAUACGCUUCCGCACUCGUUGCUGUCCCGCCUUGUACAUAGAUUUGUCGACGUUGACUGGCGUUUGGAAUACGGUAAAUUCAUCAUAGCCAUGGCACUCAUAACAAAAACCAUAGCGAUCUUCAAGAACUACGAUCACGGUGGUCGCGCAGUUCUUUCCUUGGAGCAGUUUUUGGAUGUCGCCCUGACUAUUUGACUGACUAGAGGAAUACUGUAAAAUUACUGUGAUCAGAAACAACCUUCCUGUUGGAUCUUGUUCGGAGACAGCUACCACCACCACUUGGUAUCAACACAGCAAUCUGUCAUGACACUUCUGCAAGAUGAAGAUAUCCCUUAUUAUUUUUUAUUUUCCAAGUGUACAAUAUUUUGACCCCACCGAUCCAAAGUAUUUUUACCCGUUCUGUUUCAUCACGUCUGCUGAAAUCAUAUCACAUCAAGUGUAUCUCGUGAACAAUCCUUGCUGCUCUCGUGCCCUUGAUCUUGUGUGAUGCAUUUGUUAUAAUUUUUAUCUUGUUUCUGUGCCGUUUCUUUUGCUGCCUUUACGGGAAUUUGCGUUGUAUUUUGACGUGUAUUUAUUCGUCCAGAUACCCUGCUUUUACUCUCUUUCGUUUCGAUACUGGACAGCAUUUAUGAUCUGUGAAGUUCAGUUAAUACUUUUUUGAAUUAACCAUACCUAACGGUCCAAA